AUGGAGGCUCGCUCUUCACGUCUACCACUCAAGAGGAAGGCUUCCUCUUCUGCAGCGACAUCAACCGCGAAAUCUCGAACAGCAGUACCUGUAAAAUCGGUGUCCAAUGACUCUUUCAAGACAUCAAAUUUCAAGCCCACAAAUGCAAAGCCGCUUGAUGAGAACGCACAAAAGUAUUGGGAAGGAAAACUUAAAGAUCUCAAAGAAGUCACUGACAGCGAGUUAAGCAAAAUCGUCGAAAUGGAGAGAAUGCGUGAUCGCAUGCAACUAAUUGAACGCGAACAACUAGAAGCUCGUAAAAGACAAGCAACAACGGAUGAAUUGAAUGAUGCUAAAUCUCAACAUGCCGAUCAACUUUCAAUAUUGGAACAGCAGCACAAAGAUCGUGUAGAUGAACUAGAAUCUCAAGUAUCUUAUCUUGAAAAGAUACACAAAGCUCUUGGAGAGGAACUGAACAUGGAAAAAACUCACUCAAAGAAGCUUAAGUCUGAGUUAGCCAAAUAUACAAAUAACUCUAUGGCGUUGGAAUCUGAUGCCAAGGUUAUCAAGCAAGCUUUAGCCGAUGCUGAGUUCAAGCUUAGUAAGGCAAAAGAAAGUGGUGCAACCAGAGAAGACGAAAUGAUGGUCAUGCAAAAUAAAUUGAGAGAGAUGGAAGAUGAACUAAGAGCUGGUGAAACCUUGAGAAAGAGGCUACAUAACACUAUUCAGGAGUUGAAAGGAAAUGUUAGAGUUUUUGCACGCGUUAGACCAAAAUUACAACGCGAUCACACGAGUCAAGUAGCUAGAUUGGUCUACCCAGACGGACUCAACAAAGAUGGUGGCAAACAGAUCACUCUAGAAUCCUCAACUACCACUGCUGAAGGUAAAAACCGUGAUCAAAGCUAUAAUUUCACUUUCGAUCGAGUUUUCGGUCCACAGUCUUUGCAAGAUGAGAUUUUCAGUGAAAUUGAGCAACUUACUCAAAGCGUACUUGACGGAUAUAACGUCUGCAUAUUCGCAUAUGGUCAGACUGGAAGUGGCAAGUCGUGGACAAUGGAAGGCGGUUCACAUACAGGCAGAGAUGCAGGUAUGAUUCCGAGAGCAAUAUAUCACAUCUUUGACACUACACGUAAAUUGGAGGAUCAAGGGUGGUCAUUCGAUAUGCAAGGACAGUUUUUAGAGAUUUACAAUGAGACAAUAAACGAUCUGCUAGGCUCGGGCGAACAAGAGAAGAAACACAAUAUUACACACGAUAAGAAUGGCUCAACGACAGUUUCCGAUGUGGUUGUUGUACCACUACACGAGCCAAGUAAUGUACAUAAUCUGUUGAAGAAGGCAAAUAAGAAGCGUACGACAGCAACCACUAGAGUACACGAGCAAUCUUCUCGUAGCUCAAGUGUAUUUAGCUUAAAACUGCAUGGGAAGAAUGAUGUUACUGGUGAAGAGCUGAGAUCGGUGCUCAACCUGGUUGAUCUAGCAGGUUCGGAGAGGUUAGAUUCAACUGGCACUCUCAGUGACCCUGUUAGAUUGAAAGAGACACAAUCCAUCAAUAAAUCACUCAGCUCACUAUCAGACAAACUCGAAGCUGACAUACUUAUUACAAAACAGUUUGAACAGCAAUAG
Wallemia ichthyophaga EXF-994 is the source of this 1602-nucleotide messenger RNA. Its product is annotated as Kinesin-like protein klpA. Bases 1 to 1602 code for a protein of 533 amino acids. Lineage: Eukaryota; Fungi; Basidiomycota; Wallemiomycetes; Wallemiales; Wallemiaceae. The record is from RefSeq and is a predicted model, not a curated record. Gene Ontology annotation, biological process: microtubule-based movement. The transcript is spliced from 8 exons. Gene Ontology annotation, molecular function: microtubule motor activity; ATP binding; microtubule binding.